UGCUGCCGUUUAGCUAGCCAGUGAGUCAUUUAGCUAUUAAACUCACCCACUGCCGGUCUGGCCAAGAAACUGCACUUUAGGAGCAUUACUUAAUGCUAGGUAGCUAAUGAACUGGCUAGCUAGCUCAAUAAAGUAGGGCCCUAGUGUGUUUCUCCACAGUCUACAACUUGCCUUUGCCUGCCUAGCAAUACUGCAGUCAUGUCCGCGGCAGGAGAUUUUGGAAACCCUCUAAGGAAAUUUAAAUUGGUCUUUCUUGGCGAGCAGAGCGUGGGGAAGACUUCAUUGAUUACCAGGUUCAUGUACGACAGCUUCGACAACACCUAUCAGGCCACAAUAGGAAUAGAUUUUUUGUCAAAAACCAUGUACCUCGAAGACAGAACAGUGAGACUGCAGCUUUGGGACACAGCCGGCCAGGAGCGCUUCCGGAGUCUGAUUCCUAGCUACAUACGAGACUCCACCGUGGCCGUGGUAGUCUAUGACAUCACAAACGUCAACUCUUUCCAGCAAACCACAAAAUGGAUUGAUGAUGUCAGAACGGAGAGAGGAAGUGAUGUCAUCAUCAUGCUGGUGGGAAACAAGACUGACCUUGCAGACAAAAGACAGAUAACCACAGAGGAAGGGGAACAGAGAGCCAAAGAGCUGAAUGUUUUGUUUAUUGAAACAAGUGCAAAGACAGGCUACAAUGUCAAACAGCUGUUCCGACGUGUGGCUGCUGCCCUCCCUGGCAUGGAGAGCACACAGGACAAGAGCAGAGAAGACAUGAUUGACAUAAAGCUGGAGAAGCCCCCAGAACAGCCCAUCAGCGAAGGAGGCUGCUCCUGCUAACUCAAGACUCUCUUUAUCACUCUGUUUCUCUCUCUCCUGCGCUUUGUUGUUCUUGAUCCUUCUCACCCUGGCUUAUUCAAUCCCCCCUAUGUCUCUCUAUACUGUACCUUUUCUCUCUGCUUCACUGCUCUCCCGCUCUGUCUGAACCCCUUGAAUCCUGACUCCUUCUCCCCAGCCUGAAAGAGAAGAACACUACCUGUCCAUCAUCCUUGUCGUUGUGGUAACCCGCUCUCUCACUGAGAUGACCUUAAGCUUAACAAGCACAGUAUGGAUGUGAAUGCUAUUUUAUUUCAGUUGAACUUUCACUCUACUUGGGCAAUAGUUGUUGUUUUUUCAAAGACUGUAUCCUGUUUUUCUGUAAUACGGAAAUGUUUGGUUGCACAAUUUUACAUUUACGUUUUAGUCAUUUAGCAGACGCUCUUAUCCAGAGCGACUUACAGUUAGUGAGUGCAUACAUUU
Coregonus clupeaformis (lake whitefish) is the source of this 1284-nucleotide messenger RNA. Its product is annotated as ras-related protein Rab-6A. The transcript is spliced from 8 exons. NCBI's taxonomy places the organism in Eukaryota, Metazoa, Chordata, Actinopteri, Salmoniformes, Salmonidae. Gene Ontology annotation, molecular function: GTPase activity; GTP binding. The record is from RefSeq and is a predicted model, not a curated record. Bases 199 to 825 code for a protein of 208 amino acids.